AUGGAGGAUCGCAACAAGAUAUCGCUUCGCAGCGGCAGGAGAAAGAAGAGGCCAACUAUCAGCGCGCCUCGACAGAUCUCAAGUCCGAUUCCUCAAGAUGCAUCGAAUACACCACCUCUCCCAGAUGCAGAUCCUAGUCAACAAGCUCCAGCUCGACCUCGUCCGCGUCCCCCUCCGAUGGCUGGUGGAAAGACUUCGGACCUUGUUAAGCGACGAUACUCCACACGAUUCAAUCAGCCAUCAUCUGGUCCCAAUGGCGCAGCACCCCCGAUGCCACAGAUGCCCUCACUGGGUAACUACGAGUCCAGAGAGAGCGCUGCCGCUUCCAGGCCGCCCCCAUCACGCUCGGGACCUGGCGUUGCUCCAGUUGUCGACAUCAAAGGCCUGCGCGAUCCUAAGCUGAAGCCGGAUCGAUAUGUCCAAGCGGCUUUGAGCGAUGCAACUGAGGACCAAAUCCGCGAGUUCGAGGAUUCAUUGCGCAAGGUCAAGACACGUGUAGGCAUGGAUUUGCAACAAAGUGUCAUGCAAAACAGAACACAGUUUAUCAAAAUUAGCAAGGAGGCCGAGAAACUCAAGAGCGAGAUGAGAAACCUAAAGAAUUUCAUGUCGGAGCUCAAGGUAAACACGACGGCUAUGAGAGCUGCUGCAGCAAAAAGUGAAGAGCCUGCGCCGAGCGAUUUUGGGGCUGCCCCUGGCAUCAGUAGCAGAAGAGAUAGGCGCACGUCUAUUGCCGACAGAAGCGCAAUGUGGAACUCUCAGAUGCAGGCCCUGUAUAAGGGCGUCGAGGGAUCGCAAAAGUUCCUCCCUAAUGCGGCAGGACGACAUGUUGUCCAAGACGCCGGCCCUUGGAUUGAGCUCGACAAUGCCACAUACAAGUCACGCAGAGCAAUGCAGAUCUUUCUGCUUAACGAUCACCUUCUUAUCGCAUCGCGUAAGAAGCGAAAGACAGAUGCGCCCAGUUCAGACGCACGAGGGCCGAUGAUGAAGUUGGUGGCGGAUCGCUGCUGGCCCCUGUUGGAUGUGGAAGUGGUGGACAUGUCGAGCACUGGAGAAUCAUCAAGUAGCGGACGCAAUAAGCUUGCGGACGCUAUUAUGGUGCGAGGUGUUGGUCAGGAAUCUUUUAUCUAUCGGACGGAGAAACCCCAAGACCCCGAAAAGAAACAACUGCUCCUUAAUGUGCGCAAGGCUAUAGAACAGCUGCGCAAGGGCCUUCGAUCGGAGAUGGAGGCUAACAACAAAGCUCGUGAGACCAUCAAUUACUUUGCCUCUCGAGAUCCAGGUCUCCUGCAAAAGACAGAGCUUCUUGCGACGCUAUCAGACAUCAAGGAUAUGCUCAUUGAGGUGGAUGGCAAGCAACAAAACCUGCGUUGGGUUGAAAGCGAGAUGGACGAUCUCGAUAUCGACGUUGCAAUGCAGAGAUUCGAAGAUGCUGUUGUCCGUGUUGAGAAGCUCAAAGCAAUUGCUCGCGGGUUGAAGAACCAUGCGAUCGCUCAAGACUUCAUCAACUUUAAAGUCAACGAACGAUGUGUCAAAUUGGCCAACAUGAUUGUCCGUGAACUCGAAAUGACACACGACAAUAACACAAAGACAAGACGCAACGUCAGUUGGUUGACGAGGCUUGGCUUUGAGGAUAGCGCCCGAGAGUCGUAUCUAGCGGCGAGGAGCAGCACAAUUCACAAACGAGCUAGGCAAUGCAUUUUCCAGGGAGAUCUGCAUUUGUACAUCUGGGAGCUCUCAUUUGUGUAUUUUAUGGUCAUCCAUAACACCGUGCAAUGCUUUCAGUCGUGCUUCCCACCACCCAUGAUGAGUGUAUGCGUCAAGUGGGCAAAGGAAGAGGUCGAUGCAUUUAAUGUCAUUCUGGCACGCCAGCUUAGUAGUACGGAGCCCAGAGGCCAGGUCUGGACGCAGUGUUUGGAGAGGGCAAAGGAGCACUCAAAGUUGCUAUCCGAAGUCGGAUUGGACUUUGAAAACUUGGUCGGAAAGAACCUGAUGGUCUAUGAACCAGUUGAACAGGAAGCUUCUGUGGGAUUGGGAUUAUCGUAA
Molecule: messenger RNA, 2043 nt
Organism: Fusarium coffeatum
Lineage: Eukaryota; Fungi; Ascomycota; Sordariomycetes; Hypocreales; Nectriaceae
Exons: 3
Coding region: 1-2043 (680 amino acids)
Biological process (GO): Golgi to plasma membrane transport; exocytosis; intracellular protein localization
Cellular component (GO): exocyst
Source: RefSeq, a predicted model, not a curated record